AUGGACUCAAAAGAUGCAGAAGAGCAGCUAAUUGAAUCGACAGAUCUGUCGAAUCGGUUACAUAUUACCAAUACGCCUCUCCCAAGGGACAUUUUCAAAAAUAAAAUCUUGUAUGACCUGCAAUUCCGGAAACGUUUCUACUGCGGCACUCUGCUGGUUCUGGCACUAUGGCUUGGAAUUACAUCAUGGAUUGCUUCGAUUGAUGUACCUGGCGCAAUAGUUUUUGGCUUCUUUUCCGGCAUUUUUUUGCCUUUUCUGAUUCCCAUUUAUAUGCAAACCACAAACAUGGGUUGGGAUGAUAGGAGUGUGCGCAGCUUUAUGAUAGAGAUCAUUAAAGUCAGUCCUGGGGACAACAUGGCUAAAUGGGAUGCGAUCGCUGCCGAAAUGAAUCCGGUUUUCCACGCGAACAGUCGGUGGGCUACGCCAUAUUUUUUUUACGAUGGUCAAUGCUGCCAGUCACGGUUUACUAACCGCUUUGUGCUGCCCUACUUGAAAGAACAGAAAAAUUUCUCUCCGGUAGUUGUGCCAUUUGUCAAGGCCGCUGUGGACAAGUACAUGGAGCACUUCAACGCACAAUUGCAGCAAAUGACUAUGGGCAGCUCUACCGACUAG
This is a messenger RNA of Lachancea meyersii CBS 8951, 612 nucleotides long. The record is from the annotation of a GenBank genome assembly. NCBI's taxonomy places the organism in Eukaryota, Fungi, Ascomycota, Saccharomycetes, Saccharomycetales, Saccharomycetaceae.